AUGGUCCACCGGUGGUCCGGUGUUGAAAGUCAAUGGGCUGGGAGUGCGGCGGGGGUCAUGCCGUUCACGGGCUGCGAUCAGCAUAAUGAGGUUGCUUUGAAGAAGCUGACCAGGGCAGAGGUACAGCUGAUCUUGUUCAUUAGUCUGCCUGCAUUUGUUUGGAAUCCCUUUUACAGACUUAUUUUGACAAGCCUCAACAGCAUCAUGUCAUCUCUUGCUCAGAAACCUGGCCGUCUAAGGCUCUCCAAGAACUUGCUGCAGAUGAAAUUUAUGCAGCGGGCACAUGAGAAAAUCAUCCAGGAGGAUGAAGAGGAAGAAAGAGAAGCUUUGUAUGGGUCAGAGAUGACAAAACGAAUGAGGGAACAAGGGAUCAAGACAAGAUCAGAACCUAGCUGGUUGGUCGUCAAUUCGCUGCACUUUGGUCGAGUGUCGUUUGGUGGCUUCAACCCUGAAGUUGAGAAGGAGAUGGAGGAAGAGAAGCAGCGUCGAGCAAAACGGACUAGAGAAUUGGACUCUGGAAAGAAAAUGGACACAGAUGUGAGUGACAAGGACAUGACAUCCUUCUAUUUGACCAUGGCCAAGAAAUUCUCCAAGAAGCGUGACAGAAGUACCCUAACUCCUGGGUAUUCCCCUCAAAGGAAGAAGCCUAUGUUAAAGCCACAGACAUCAUAGUACAAGUCCACAAAUCAUGUGCCCAUUUUGUGAUUUGUGUGCCCAUUUCUCCAAUACAGUGAUCUGUGAUGCUGCCUAUGAUGAUCUUGAUUUUGACCUGAAUUUGUCAUUUACUAGGCCAUUUUCUUCAAUGUCAUGGGCUUAUCAAAGGGAGGAUUCUGUGGGUCAUUACCCC
Messenger RNA from Darwinula stevensoni, 847 nucleotides. The record is from the annotation of a GenBank genome assembly. NCBI's taxonomy places the organism in Eukaryota, Metazoa, Arthropoda, Ostracoda, Podocopida, Darwinulidae.